This is a messenger RNA of Protopterus annectens (West African lungfish), 2753 nucleotides long. RefSeq names its product Coenzyme A synthase (gene COASY). The record is from RefSeq and is a predicted model, not a curated record. Gene Ontology annotation, biological process: coenzyme A biosynthetic process. Lineage: Eukaryota; Metazoa; Chordata; Ceratodontiformes; Protopteridae. The coding region runs from base 309 to 1958 and encodes 549 amino acids. The transcript is spliced from 10 exons. Gene Ontology annotation, molecular function: ATP binding; dephospho-CoA kinase activity.
CAUCAAUCAUAAAGACACCUGGGGUCUCUUCUGCUUGGUGGUAGGGUUAUUGACAAUUGUAAAAAAUAAGACACACAAGUAUGCGUUGGUAACCUACGUAAACUAAAUACAGUAGGUUUCUGUUGUGGAUGUGUAGUAGGUGUCGAUGAGAGGUUUAUUGCGAAAUAUUAGAAUAUGAAAUAAUAUUACACCGUACCGUAACUAUUUCACUUAGCUUCAACAUUUACCUUCUUUUGCUUAAAAUUGGCAAGUUCACGAUGGGGCAGUAACGAUCUCAGCCAGAGACAUCAAGUGGUCACACUUUCAGUAUGUCCGUGUUCCGAACCGGCCUUUUAGUGCUGACUGCUCCUUUGCCUCUCCUGUCAUUGCGGAUUGAACGUGUACUGACUUCUGCUGCCCAGGUAGUUGAGGACACACUUUAUGUGCACCUGCAUCCAGGACUUACCUUAACAGGACCUACAAGUUUGAAGCCUGUAUCUGUCCCAGCAACUCAUGAAGUAUGUAACCUUAUCACGGACCUCUACACUAGUGCCGCUGACAUCUGCAGCCACUUGGAUGUUCGAGUUCUUCUGACAAAUGUAAAGAGCAAAAGUGUAAAUCAGCAUUCAUUUAUUUCUGUGCAGAACUUGUCUCACCCACCAGAAGUGGUUCUUACUGACUGUAGGGCUACAGAUCUGAACAGGUCAAACCCUGAGAAGCAGAACCUGGAGAGGUAUGCUGCUAGCUAUUACUCCUGCAAGCCCAGUUUGGUGUCUGUUCUUUUGUCUUCUGAAACCGAAAUAUCUGAUGAGAAAAAGACAUCAGACAAUUCGCACUUCCAAGACUUUAUAGAGACUUACAGUGAUGUAGUGGCAGGGGGAACAUUUGAUAGACUUCAUAAUGCUCACAAGGUCUUCCUGAGUGUAUCAUGCCUAUUGGCUGAGAGAUCUUUACUGAUUGGAGUUUCUGAUGGAGAACUACUGAAAAACAAGAUAUUGAAGGAACUGAUCCAACCAUAUGCACAAAGGGUGGAGAAGCUUCGAGAAUUUCUUGUAGAUAUCAAACCAUCAUUGCACUACCAUAUUGUGCCUCUUCUGGAUCCAUAUGGGCCAUCCAUAAUAGAUCCUGACCUGAAGUGUAUUGUCAUCAGUAAGGAAACCCAACGUGGAGGAGAUGCUGUAAACAGAAAAAGACUAGAGAAUGGCCUUACACAGCUGAAAAUUCAUGCGCUGGAUUUAAUCCAGGACUCACAUCGAUCAGCAGUUCAGGAAGAGGAGAAAAUCAGCUCAUCCAGCUUGCGGAGCCGACUUUUGGGAACACUGCUUGCACCACCUCAGGUCAAAACAACACUGCCUUCUCGCCCUUAUGUUAUUGGCCUGACAGGAGGAAGUGGAAGUGGAAAGUCUUCUGUGGCUAACCGCCUGCGUGGACUGGGUGCUUACGUUAUAGACUGUGAUAAACUUGGCCAUGAGACCUACAAACCUGGAACACCAGCCUAUCAGAAGGUCAUUACCGAGUUUGGAACAGACAUUAUAAAUGAAGAUCGGUCAAUAAACAGAAGUGCUCUUGGCAAGAAGGUGUUUGGAAAUGAGGAACAGUUAAAGCGCCUGUCUGAUAUUGUAUGGCCUGAAAUAGCUCAACUGGCCAAGCAACAAAUAGCAUCAGCAGCUGCUGAGGGGAAGUCUGUGUGCGUGAUGGAUGCAGCUGUCCUUUUAGAAGCUGGCUGGAUGGACAUGGUGCAUGAAGUAUGGGUUGUCAUUAUUCCAGAAAAUGAGGCAGUGGUUCGAAUAAUGAAGAGAGACGGAGUAACUGAAGAGAAUGCCAGGAAGAGACUAGCUAGCCAGAUGACAAAUGCCCAGAGGGUUAAUCUAGCCAAUGUUGUCCUGUCUACACUUUGGGAGGCAGAGUUUACUCAGAAGCAGGUUGAAAAGGCUUGGCAUCAUCUUCAGAAGCGUAUCACCAAGACUGAAAAUAUUUGACAGAAAUCCCUUUAUAACUGGUGAAGCACAGUGACCAAGAUAUGUUUGUCUGUGUAACAGAAAUGCACUUUUAAUGCAGUAUUGCACCAGGAAAAAUAAUUGUUUCUGACUUUUGAGAGGUUCGGUUUGUUCAUUCUAAGUACUGUUGUCAAGUAUAAAAUCAGAAGCAGAUAUUUGUACAGUAUAUGUUAACAGCAACACAGACAUGUCUGGUAAACUGCUUGUGUUUUAAUUGUAGGCAUACCACCGCCGUCUGUCCCCACAUGAUUUUAAAUCAAAGUUCAGAAUGCUUGUCACAGGUUAUAUCCUAGUAUAUCAAAUUGAAAAAGGAACUGUUAUAUUUUAGCAUUUUAAAAAUGUUUUAUAAGAAAUGAAAGUUAAAAUGUGGGCUGUUGUCAUAGCAAAACAAUAUAGUGAUGCUGUUAAGGAAUUGAUGUUACAAAGCUGCCAAAUGCAUAAGGAAAAACUAGUUAAUUAAUGUACCUAUCGGAACAUUUUAUUCAGAAAACCUGCAUUCAUUUCACAUGAAGAGCCAGAUACUUUAUUGGAACAGCAGAACAGCAGUUGUUUUUUCUUGUUAUAUCCAGUUGUCUGAACAGUGUACCCAUAAGUGGCAUUAUGCAAAGUAAUUGUACAAGUUUGCUUAGUGUGACCAGCAAAUGAAAUGCUUUUUUAGGACAUUGUGGUGCUUGAGGAAUAUGUUUAUUUUGCUGAUGUUAUCUCAAUAAAAUUUGCCGUAGUACAUUUAUGCAAUAGCUGCAUAGAAGUAAUAAAGUUUUCACAGAGGACAUUUCA